Molecule: messenger RNA, 2659 nt
Organism: Dendrobium catenatum
Lineage: Eukaryota; Viridiplantae; Streptophyta; Magnoliopsida; Asparagales; Orchidaceae
Product: probable lipoxygenase 8, chloroplastic
Exons: 9
Coding region: 102-2606 (834 amino acids)
Biological process (GO): lipid oxidation
Molecular function (GO): metal ion binding; protein binding; oxidoreductase activity, acting on single donors with incorporation of molecular oxygen, incorporation of two atoms of oxygen
Source: RefSeq, a predicted model, not a curated record
GGGACGAGGGUCUUAUAGUCGUGCACCAGCUAAGUAAUUAACCCUAUCUUAUAUGUCCUCCUCUCCCUUCUUCUUCCACAUUGAGUAUAGCGACAGAAGCCAUGAAAGCUGUUGCUACUGUGAAGCUAACGGCUGGAGAAACCUUGGGCUGCAUUGACCUCUCGAGAGUGAUCGAUGGCUUCGUUGAUUUGUUUCGCGGAAAUCUGUAUAUGGAGUUCGUAGGAACCGAGCUCGAUCAUUCCUCAGGAUUAGAGAAAACGGUGGCAGUAAACGCUCACAAGAAGAGCAAAGAAGGAGAAGAUGUACAGUACGAGGCCUCUUUCACAGUCCCGAGCGAUUUCGGUGAAAUCGGUGGAGUUUUAGUCUUGAAUGAGAAUCACAAAGAAAUUUUUCUCAAGGAUAUUGUCAUCACCACAGACUACACGGUUGGCGAAAAUUUCUCAGUAAUUACCUGUAACUCAUGGGUGCAGGCCAAGUCAACAAGCUCAGAGAAGAGGAUCUUCUUCACAAACAAGUCUUACUUGCCAUCCAGUACCCCAAGUGGCCUACAGAGAUUAAGGAGGAAAGAUCUCGAGGCAAAGAGGGGAGACGGACACGGAGAACGAAAGGCCUACGAGAGGAUUUAUGACUAUGAUACUUAUAAUGAUCUUGGUGACCCUGACAGCAAUGAAGAUCUAGCCAGACCAAUCCUUGGAGGCAGCAGGCAGUACCCUUACCCUCGUCGUUGUAGAACUGGUCGUCCACCUUCACACAAUGAUCCUCUUUCAGAAUCAAAAGGCUCAUCCAUUUAUGUGCCAAGGGAUGAGGCCUUCUCAGAAGUAAAGACGUUGACCUUCAAUGGAAAGACGUUGACAUCAGUUCUGCAUGCGAUCAUUCCUGCAGUUAAUUCUGCAUUAAUCGAUAUAAAUGUAGGUUUUAAGAAUUUCAUAGACAUUGAUGAAUUAUACGAUCAGGGCUUCAAGGUUCCAGAUAACGUUCACGGGCCAAAAGCCCUGCUUCACAAGCUUUGCAAUUCAAUUAAAGACACCGCUGAUGAUGUCUUGCAGUUUGAGAUUCCUUCUCUAAUUAAGAAUGAUAAGUUCUCAUGGCUUAGAGAUGAAGAAUUUGCGAGGCAAACACUGGCAGGCGUCAAUCCUUAUGCCAUCGAACUUGUUAAGGAACUUCCUCUAAUUAGCAAGCUUGACCCCAUCAUUUAUGGUCCUCCUGAAUCAGCAAUCACAGAGGAAAUAAUCGAAAGAGAAAUCCAUGGGGAAAUGACUGCAAGCGAGGCAAUGCAGAGAAAGAGACUGUUCAUGUUAGACUACCAUGACCUUUUUCUCCCAUUUGUUCACAAAGUUAGAGAAUUACAAGGCACCACCUUGUAUGGCUCUCGAACCCUCUUCUUCCUCAAGAGCAAUAACACUCUAACGCCUAUCGCGAUAGAACUCACCCGCCCACAGUCCCCUCAGAAUCCCCAAUGGAAGCAAGUGUUCACUCCAAGCUCGGAUGCUACACUGAAUUGGCUUUGGAGAUUCGCCAAGGCUCAUGUUUGUGCUCAUGACUCUGGCUACCAUGAGCUCAUUUCACAUUGGUUGAGGACUCAUGGCUCUGUUGAGCCAUAUAUCAUUGCUGGCAAUAGACAACUCAGUGUGAUUCACCCAAUUUAUAGGCUUCUUCAUCCUCACUUUCGAUAUACGAUGAAGAUUAACGCUCUUGCGCGCAAAUAUCUAAUCUCUGGAGGUGGCAUUAUCGAAAUGUCGUUCUCGACGCUUAAGUACUCGAUGGAGCUCAGUUCUGCCGCCUAUGAUCAAAUAUGGCGGUUUGAUAGAGAGGGAUUACCUGCAGAUCUGAUCAAAAGAGGAAUGGCCGAGAAAGACUCCGAGGCAGAGCACGGGCUAAGGCUAGCCAUAUCAGACUACCCUUUUGCCGCCGACGGCCUCCUAAUCUGGUCGGCUAUCUCGGACUGGGUCUCGAGCUACGUCGCCCACUACUACCCGCAACCCUCCACCGUCUCCGAUGAUGUCGAGCUCCAAUCCUUCUGGACCGAGGUGCGCACCCGCGGUCACGCCGACAAGAAAGACGAGCCCUGGUGGCCCAAACUCACCGACUCCACCGUCCUCGCCGAUGUUCUCACCACGAUCAUCUGGGUCGCCUCUGCGCACCACGCUGCCGUCAAUUUCGGCCAGUAUGACUACGGCGGUUACUUCCCCAAUCGGCCCACCAUAGCCCGAACUCCAAUGCCAACUGAACAAGACAUCUCCGGCCACAGCGGAGGGUUCGAGAAGUUUGUGGAGAAGCCAGAGGAGACACUGAUGGAAUGUUUCCCGUCACAAAUUCAAGCGACGAUUGUGAUGGCGGUGCUUGACGUGUUGUCAAACCAUUCGCCGGACGAGGAGUAUCUUGGUGCGGCGGCCGAGGCGGCGUGGGAGGAAGAUUCCGUGCUAAGGGCGGCGUUCGAGAGGUUUAAUGGGAGGUUGAAGGAGAUUGAGGGGAUUAUCGAUGAGAGGAAUGGGGAUGUUGGGCUGAGAAAUCGGAAGGGUGCCGGCGUGUUAGCUUAUGAGCUCAUGAAGCCUUUCUCAGCGGCGGGGGUCACCGGUCGGGGGAUCCCUAAUAGCACUUCUAUCUGACAUUUGGAGAGGGGAAAUAAGUAUUUUUUGAUAUUCUGCUGAAUUUCAUUUAU